Lontra canadensis (Northern American river otter) is the source of this 3733-nucleotide messenger RNA. It is a transcript of the gene LIFR, whose product is annotated as LIF receptor subunit alpha. Gene Ontology annotation, molecular function: leukemia inhibitory factor receptor activity; oncostatin-M receptor activity; cytokine binding. The transcript has 20 exons. Lineage: Eukaryota; Metazoa; Chordata; Mammalia; Carnivora; Mustelidae. Gene Ontology annotation, biological process: cytokine-mediated signaling pathway; positive regulation of cell population proliferation. Gene Ontology annotation, cellular component: signaling receptor complex; membrane; external side of plasma membrane. The record is from RefSeq and is a predicted model, not a curated record. Bases 230 to 3523 code for a protein of 1097 amino acids.
GCGGCCCCAGGCCCGUGGCCGCCUGGAGCAGCUCGGCGCUGGGGCAGGGGAGGCGAGGCGGCGGCGGCGGCGGCGGCGGGUUGUGCCCGGCCCCCCUCCUCCUCGCCUCCAGUCCCCGGGCGACUGCGGACUCCGGGCAGCCCCCGGGCGGCGGCCGACGCGGCCGAGCGGACGGCGGGGGAUGGCGAGAUAGCGGCACGGCCGCGGCCCGACUGACUGCUUUGCACGGAUGAUGAACCUUUCCUCAUGUUUCAGAAGACCCUCCUGGAUGGUAGAUAGUAAAAGAAUGGGGAUGACAUCACAUUUCCAGUGGCUCUUAUUAACAUUUAUUCUCCUAUACUUAAUGAACCAAGUAAAUAGCCAGAAAAAAGGGGCGCCUCGUGAUUUGAAGUGUGUAACUAACAAUUUGCGGGUGUGGGACUGUUCUUGGAAAGCACCCUCUGGAGCAGGCCACGGUACUGUUUAUGAAGUUUGCAUUGAGAACAGGUCUCAUUCUUGUUAUCAGUCAGAGAAGACAAAUACUAAGAUCCCUGCUCUUCCACCUGGUGAUCAUGAAAUAACAAUAAACCGUCUGUAUGAUUUUGGAAAUCUUAUAAGUAAAUUCACACUAAAUGAAAAAAAUGUUUCUUUAAUUCCGGACACUCCAGAGAUCUUGAAUUUGUCUGCUGAUUUCUCAACUUCCACAUUACACCUAAAGUGGAAUGACAGGGGUUCUGUUUUUCCACAUCACUUAAACGUCAUCUGGGAAAUUAAAAUUCUACGUAAAGAAAAUAAGGAAGUCAUAAAAUUAGUGACCCACAACACAACUGUGAAUGGUAAAGAUACAGUUCACCACUGGAGUUGGACCUCAGACAUGCCCUUGGAGUGCACCACUCAUUCUGUGGGAAUUAGGUGCUAUGUUGACGAUCUUCAUUUCUCUGGUCCCAAAGAGUGGAGUGACUGGAGCCCACUGAAGAACAUUUCUUGGUCACCUGAUUCCCAGACUAAGGUUUUUCCUCAAGACAAAGUGAUACUUGUAGGCUCUGAUAUAAUAUUUUGUUGUGUGACUAAAGAAAAAGUGUUAUCAGCACAGAUUGGCCAAACAAAUUGUCCCCUUAUCCAUCUUGAUGGGGAAAAUGUGGCGAUCAAGAUCCGUAAUAUUUCUGUUUCUGCUAAUAGUGGAACAAAUGUGGUUUUUACAACAGAAGAUAACAUAUUUGGGACUGUUAUUUUCGCAGGAUAUCCACCUGAUACUCCUCAAAAACUGAAUUGUGAGACCUCUGAUUUAAAAGAGAUUGUCUGUACUUGGAAUCCAGGAAGACCAACUGCAUUGGUGGGCCCACGCAAUACGAGUUAUACUUUAUUUGAAAGUUUUUCAGGGAAAUAUGUUAGAUUUAAAAGAGUUGAAGCACCAACAAAUGAAAGCUAUCAGUUAUUCUUUCAAAUGCAUCCAAAUCAAGAAAUAUAUAAUUUUACUUUGAAUGCUCGCAAUCCUCUGGGUCGAUCAGAAUCAACUAUUUUAGUUAACAUAACUGAAAAAGUCUGUCCUCGUAUUCCUACUUCAAUCAAAGUGAAGGAUAUUAAUUCAACAGCUGUUACACUUUCCUGGCAUUUACCAGGCAACUUUGCAAAGAUUAAACUUUUAUGUCAAAUUGAAAUUAACAAAACUAACUCAGUCCAAGAAUUGCGGAAUGUCACAAUCAAAGGAGUAGAAAAUUCAAGUUACCUUGUAGCUGUGGACAAGUUAAAUCCGUAUACCAUAUAUACUUUCCGGAUUCGCUGUUCUACUGAAACUUUCUGGAAAUGGAGCAAAUGGAGCAAUGAAAAAAAAUACUUAACCACAGAAGCCAUUCCUUCAAAGGGACCAGAUACGUGGAGAGAGUGGAGUUCCGAUGGAAAAAAUUUGAUAAUCUACUGGAAGCCUUUACCCAUUAAUGAAGCAAAUGGGAAAAUACUUUCCUAUAAUGUAUCCUGUUUGCUUGAUGAGGAGACACAGUCCCUUUCUGAGAUCCCUGAUCCUCAACACAAGGCAGAACUACAACUUGAUAAAAACGACUACAUCAUCAGUGUGGUGGCAAAAAAUUCUGUUGGCUCAUCGCCACCUUCUAAAAUAGCUAGCAUGGAAAUUCCAAACGAUGAUCUCAAAGUAGAGCAGGCUGUCGGAAUGGGAAAUGGAAUUCUCCUCACUUGGAAUUACGAUCCCAAUAUGACUUGUGACUAUGUUAUUAAAUGGUGUAACUCAUCUCGGUCUGAACCCUGCCUUAUGGACUGGAAAAAAGUCCCUUCAAACAGCACUGAAACUGUAAUAGAAUCUGAUCAGUUUCGACCUGGUGUAAGAUACAAUUUUUUUCUGUAUGGGUGCAGAAAUCAAGGAUAUCAGUUACUACGUUCUAUAAUUGGAUAUAUAGAAGAACUGGCUCCAAUUGUUGCGCCAAAUUUCACUGUUGAGGACACAUCUGCAGAUUCGAUACUAGUAAAAUGGGAAGAUAUUCCCGUGGAAGAGCUCAGAGGCUUUUUAAGAGGAUAUUUAUUUUACUUUGAAAAAGGAGAGAGAGACACAUCUAAAAUAAGGGGUUUGGAAUCCGGUCGGUCAGACAUAAAGAUUAAGAACAUUACUGACCUAUCCCAGAAGACACUGAGAAUUGCUGAUCUUCAGGGUAAAACAAGUUACCAUCUGGUCCUGCGAGCCUACACAGAUGGUGGCAUGGGCCCAGAGAAGAGCAUGUUUGUGGUGACGAAGGAAAAUUCUGUGGGGUUAAUAAUCGCCAUUCUCAUCCCAGUGGCCGUGGCUGUCAUUGUGGGAGUGGUCACGAGUAUCCUUUGCUAUCGGAAACGAGAAUGGAUCAAAGAAACCUUCUACCCUGAUAUUCCAAAUCCAGAGAAUUGUAAAGCUCUGCAGUUUCAGAAGAGUGUCUGUGAGGGAAACAGUGCUCUCAAAACAUUGGAAAUGAAUCCUUGUACCCCAAAUAAUGUUGAGGUUCUGGAAACUCGAUCAGUGGUUCCGAAAAUAGAAGACACGGAAAUAAUCUCUCCGGUAGCCGAGCGGCGGGAGGAGAGCUGUGAUGCAGACGCCGAGAACCACGUGGUCGUGUCCUACUGCCCCCCUGUCAUUGAGGAGGAAACGGCACAGCCGGGCGCCGAGGAGGCCGGAGGGACCUCUCAGGUCGUGUACAUAGAUAUCCAGUCUAUGUACCAGCCUCAGGCAAAACCAGAGGAAGAUCAAGACAGUGACCCUGUCGGGGGCGCCGGCUAUAAGCCCCAGAUGCACCUGCCGGUCCCUGCUACUGGGGCAGACCUCGGCGCGGAGGAUGACUUAGAUAAAACUGCCGGUUACAGACCUCAGGCAAAUGUCAAUAACUGGAACUUAGUGUCUCCAGACUCUCCCAGGUCCACAGACAGCACCAGUGAAACGGCCUCUUUCGGAAGCCCCUGCUCUGUUAACUCCAGGCAGUUUUUGAUCCCUCCUAAAGACGAAGACUCCCCAAAAUCGAAUGGGGGAGGGUGGUCCUUCACAAACUUCUUUCAGAACAAGCCCAAUGACUAACAGCGUCGCCGCGUCACUUCAGUCUGCCAUCUCAGUAAGCUCUCCGUUCCGGCGCUCCCGGGCCAGCACUGGGCAUCUUGGAGGGAUCCUGUGAAGUACUGUUGGCGAGGGGGACCUUCCCGCACGCAAGUCACACUCCCAAGUGUCCCUGUGCUUUCAGUGUAGUCUCACAGCCCAAGUAGAGUCACUCGGAUGCGGUCCAUGCAGCUC